Molecule: messenger RNA, 1457 nt
Organism: Rhinolophus ferrumequinum (greater horseshoe bat)
Lineage: Eukaryota; Metazoa; Chordata; Mammalia; Chiroptera; Rhinolophidae
Gene: MPG
Product: N-methylpurine DNA glycosylase
Exons: 4
Coding region: 101-937 (278 amino acids)
Biological process (GO): base-excision repair
Molecular function (GO): alkylbase DNA N-glycosylase activity; DNA binding
Source: RefSeq, a predicted model, not a curated record
CCACCCCCGGCCCAAGGCGGCGCUUCCGGUGUCAGCUCCUGGGUUGACUACACACCCGGCUGUACCCACCCCCCAAAAGAGUCCCGGCCCGAGCCUCGGGAUGCCCGCACGUAGCGGGGCCCAGCUUUCCCGCAAACUGGGGCUAAAAAAGCAGCGACUAUUGGUGGCAGAGCGGCCUCAGAGCCCGCCCGAUGGAGCCCACACACCUUGCCCCAAGGAACCCCGCCUGGAGCUGCCCAAGACCCUGGCCCCCCAACGCAGCGUCUAUUUUUCAAGUUCCAAAGGCCACCCUCCGAGACUGGGAUCAGAUUUUUUCAACCAGCCUGCCGUGCCCCUGGCCCAGGCAUUUCUGGGACAGGUCUUGGUCCGGCGACUCAGUGAUGGCACAGAGCUCCGCGGCCGCAUUGUGGAGACUGAGGCAUACCUGGGGCCAGAGGACGAAGCUGCCCACUCAAGGGGCGGCCGGCAGACCCCCCGCAACCGUGGCAUGUUUAUGAAGCCAGGGACCCUGUAUGUGUACCUCAUCUACGGCAUGUACUUCUGCAUGAAUGUCUCCAGCCAAGGGGACGGGGCAUGCGUACUGCUGCGAGCGCUGGAGCCCCUGGGGGGCCUGGAGACCAUGCGGCAGCUCCGCAGCGCCCACCGGAAGGGCAGCGCCCGAGCCCUCAAGGACCGUGAGCUCUGCAGCGGCCCCUCCAAGCUCUGCCAGGCCCUGGCCAUCGACAAGAGCUUCGACCAGCGGGACCUGGCCGAGGACAAGGCCGUGUGGCUGGAGCAGGGCCCCCCCGGGCCCAGGGAGCCAGCGGUGGUGGCAGCAGCCCGAGUGGGCAUUGGCUAUGCCGGGGAGUGGGUCCAGAAGCCCCUGCGCUUCUACAUCCAGGGCAGCCCCUGGGUCAGUGUGGUGGACAGAGCGGCUGAGCGGGGCACACAGGCCUGAGCCAGGCAGGCUUUUUAAUUGUUUAAAAACCAAAUAAAUGCUUCAUUUUCUAGAAAAUAGUGCCGCUUGUAUUUCACUCAGCCCGAGCUGCCCUCAGGGGUCAGCUCCUCCUCCAGGAUGGGGACAUCCGGGGCCCUGUGUGGGCCGCAGGAUACCCAGAGCCAGGCCUGACCCACCCCACGGGGGGCCCACGGCCUCGGGUGGCAAAGGGGAACCUCCUGCUGGCCCAUAGGGCAGUAGCGAAGGUCAACCAGCUGGGAAGGCCGGCCACUAGGCCCCCCCACCCCCCGUCUGGGAAGGGCAGCACUGGAGGGGGCAGGGAGCACCCACAGGAUCGGGAGGAAGGUAGAGGAGCGGGCGGCCCAGAUCUGCGUGUGGGAAGCAUGUCUCGCGGGCGCUCCCCCCAGGGCGUCACCUUCUCAGCUCAGACACUGGGACUCUGGAGGACCAGGUGAGAGUGAGAACGCAGAGGGUAGGAACCCCUUGGGGCUAAGAGGACGCAGGCCUCCGGGAGGCAGGG